AUGGAUCAGAAACAGCAAUCAAUCUGCUGCUUACGUGCGUUGUUGGAUUCCUCAUGUGGAGAGGGGACGGAUAUCGCUAGACAAGAUGAAACAUGCCCGUCCAGUAUAAACAGUUUAGGCGGAGGACUGAAAGUCUUUCCAGUCUCUGAGAACAAUGCUGUCUACUUGGGUGAUCGAUGUGCACAUUCAAAAUGCGAACAUUUUUGCAAUGAUCGAGGUGGAGAAAGCGUUGAGUGCACCUGCAGACCAGGGUACGAUCUAGGUCCCGAUGGGCAGAGCUGUGUUGGUGAGUCUAAUCAACAUUCGCUCCUAAAUAAGACUUUUUGGCCUUUAUACGACCUAAGACUCGUUCAUUGUUGCGCUUUCAAAGCACAUUUUACGAAAGGGUGGUCUUGGAGUAAUUGGUGUUCAGAGUAG
Molecule: messenger RNA, 417 nt
Organism: Cooperia oncophora
Lineage: Eukaryota; Metazoa; Nematoda; Chromadorea; Rhabditida; Trichostrongylidae
Source: the annotation of a GenBank genome assembly